CCAGCUUUAGAGUCGCUUUUAGUGAAAAUUGAGGAUAUAGUGUUUCUAAAUAGAGCGGCGAAUUUGUCAAUAUUUAAGUAGUUAAAAAAGAAUGUGUAACGGACAAGUAACAUUAAUGAUUUCAUACGAUUAGUUAAAAAAGAAUGUCCCGUCCUUACGGACUAUUUUCAGCACAAAGAAUGUAUUCGAGACAUAGAUAUGGAGAUAGAGGUGAAAGUUCUCAGUCAGGAGGAUCACAUUUUGAACGUGAUAGCCAUGGACGAGGCAGAGGAGGAGGACAUCCACCUUGGUUGAGAGGCAAAGAAAUAGGGCUUUAUUAUAGAGAUAAGGCCAAACAAAAGUCCAAGAAAAAGGAAACUCGAGGUAUUAAGUUACCCGAACAUCUUCAAGAAAAAAUUGAACACGUGUUAAACAAUUCUAAAGGAUAUUAUGAAAAAUUAUAUAACAAUGCAUACACUGAGGAUACGUAUGAUGUGUUAGAAAAUAAAUAUGUGCACAUUCGUGACUCCCAAUUUAAAAGAAAAUUCAUGAAUAUGGUAUCUGGUAAUAUGCAAGAAAAUCUUGCCAGAGCUUUGCUAGUUAAAUCAAAAUUAGAAAGAGAUAUUGAACUAGAUAAAAAAUUAUUAAAUGAACAUAGGACAUUGCAAUCAACGCAGGAAUAUGAAAACAUGAAACAAUUCAGAUUAAAGUUACCAUCAUAUCAUAAAAGAUCAAAAAUAUUAGAUUUGAUUAAGGAAAAUCAGGUUAUUGUAAUAAGUGGAGAAACUGGUUGUGGAAAAACAACACAGGUUGCUCAGUAUAUAUUGGAUGAUCAAAUAGAACAAGAAAAUGGUAGCAUUGUGCGAAUUAUAUGUACUCAACCUAGGAGGAUAUCAGCUAUAUCUGUUGCUGAGAGAGUUGCAGCUGAGAGAGCAGAAAGGCUUGGUAAAUCCGUUGGUUUUCAAAUCCGACUUGAAAAAGUAUUACCGAGAGAUAAAGGCAGCAUAACAUUUUGUACUACUGGAAUGUUAUUGCAAUUUAUGCAAGGUGAUCCAGCCUUAAAAGAAUUUUCUCAUAUUAUAUUAGAUGAAAUUCAUGAAAGAUCUACUGAAAGUGACUUCAUCCUUGCUUUACUGAAACUAAUUAUCCCUAAAAGACCUGAUUUGAAAGUUAUUUUAAUGAGUGCAACACUUAACUCUGAAAGAUUUUCCAGUUAUUAUAAUGAUUGCCCAAUGAUUCAUAUUCCUGGCUUUACUUAUCCAGUAACAGAAUUUUAUUUAGAGGACAUCCUAUCCUUUACAGAAUAUCAAUUUCCCGCAUCAACUGCAAUACCUCAAGAUCAUAGAAAACAUAUCAAAAAAUAUAAACAGGAACAACGAAAAAGGGAUGAGUUUCACGAUGUGCUAUAUCCUUAUGUACGACAGCUUAUAGCUACGAAGAAAUAUUCAAAAGAAGUAAUUGAACAAUUACGGAAUCCAAACAGCGAGAAAUUGUCUCUUGAUCUCAUAGAACAAUUAGUUAGGUACAUUUGUAAAACUAAUGAUCCUGGAGCUAUUUUAGUUUUUCUUCCUGGUAUGAUGGAUAUAAUAAAGCUACAUAAAAUUAUGCUGGAAAAUAGACAGUAUCCACAAAAUCAGUAUGUUAUUUAUCCUCUUCAUUCUCGUAUGCCAACUGUCGAUCAGAAGCUCGUAUUUAAAACACCACCUGAAGGAGUUCGGAAGAUAAUAAUUGCAACUUCGAUAGCCGAAACUUCUAUAACUAUUGAAGAUGUAGUAUAUGUUGUUGAUUGUGGAAAAAUGAAAUUUGGUAAAUUCGAUCUCCAAAAAAAUGUUCAAACUUUGGAACCUGAAUGGGUAUCGUUAGCUAAUGCUAAACAAAGAAGAGGUAGAGCAGGCAGAGUAAGACCUGGUGUCUGUUAUCAUUUGUACUCAAAAGCUAGAGAAAUGGCACUAGACCAGUAUCCUUUACCCGAAAUGUUAAGGACGCGUUUAGAGGAAGUUAUUUUACAAAUAAAAAUGUUACAAUUGGGAAAAGCUAGAACUUUCUUAGCAAGUGUUAUGGAUCCCCCAAAUAUGAAAGCUAUAGAUCUAUCUUUAGAUUUACUCCGAACUCUCAACGCGUUGGAUGACGAGGAACAAUUGACUCCUUUGGGGUAUCAUUUGGCUCAAUUACCUCUAGAUCCACGUACAGGGAAAAUGAUCAUAUGGGCAUCAUUAUUUUCGUGUGUAGAACCAGUUUUUGCAAUCGCGGCGAGUCUUAGUUUUAAAGAUGCUUUUUACUGUCCACUUGGAAAAGAGGAAGACGCACGAAAAAAGAAACUCGAAUUAAAUAUGAAUCAAUUUAGCGAUCACAUCGCGUUAUCUGAAGCAUUAAGAAGAUUCGAGAUCGCGUAUAAAAAAAGUUAUGCAAGUUCUUUUUGUAGGGAAUAUUUCCUCUCUUUUAGUACGCUCAAACUACUUUCUGAAAUGAAAACUCAAUUUGCUCAACAUUUGUGUCGAAUGAAAUUUAUGGACUCAGAAAAUCCCGCUGACAUUAAUGCUAACAGGAACUCCAGUAACAUAACCUUAGUGAAAGCAGUAGUAUGCGCUGCAUUGUAUCCUAAUAUUGCUGUUAUAAGGAGAGUUACAAAAAAUGGAACCAGAGCAUGGACUCCAGAAGAUGGCAGUGUUACUAUACAUCCGUCAAGUGUAAAUGAUAGAGUUAGGGAAUAUCCCAACCCAUUUAUUACAUAUUUUACAAAGCAACUCUCGACAGCGAUAUAUUUGCAUGAUACUACAUGCGUUAGCGCGCCAAUUUUAUUAUUUACUGCUCCAAAAAUGUCUAUAAGAAAAGAAAGAGGAAACUAUUUUAUCAGCUUAGCAAACAAUCAAAUGUUUGCUUGCGAUUUGCAAAGUGCACAACUUAUUCAGAAAUUACAAGAACAAUUCAAUAACAUGUUAGAGUAUAAAAUAACACAUCCAGGAACAGUAUGCUGGAAUAGCUUUGAAGGCGAUGUAUUAAAUGCUAUCAUAGAACUGGUUUCUCAAAAAGACGAGGAAUUGGGAUUUUCUAAUUCUGAUAUUCAAAAUUGUGAGGAUGAUAUUCAUGAUAAAGUUUGAAUAGGAUUUAACAAACUAUGAUAAUUAUGGCUUUGAAGCAUAGCGAAAUAGCUAGAGGAACUUGGUUUUUUAAUUGUCUGAAUUAAGUGAACCCCUAAGAUAUUCUAGUAAAAUAAUUCCUUCUAUAGUUUUAUCUAAUUAUAAUAAGUAAAAAUAUAUCAAGUUUGUAAUAUAUAUUCAGAAAAUAAAGUUUUGGAGAUAAAACAAAAAAUUAUCAA
Messenger RNA from Bombus huntii, 3295 nucleotides. RefSeq names its product ATP-dependent DNA/RNA helicase DHX36. The transcript has 14 exons. The record is from RefSeq and is a predicted model, not a curated record. Gene Ontology annotation, cellular component: cytoplasm; nucleus; intracellular anatomical structure. Lineage: Eukaryota; Metazoa; Arthropoda; Insecta; Hymenoptera; Apidae. Gene Ontology annotation, molecular function: G-quadruplex RNA binding; ATP binding; DNA helicase activity. The coding region runs from base 144 to 3077 and encodes 977 amino acids.